GCCCUGCCCCGCCCUUCUGAGGCUGGGCUGCAGCUCAGCAGCCCACGUGGGGUCUGGGAGAAGAGGGUGAGAGAAUGAGGGAGAGUGUGUGUGUGUGUGUGUGUGUGUGUGCCCGCGCACACACACACGCAGGAGGCCCAGCGCGAGGAGCCUAGUGCGUCACUGUCGCUGGGAAAGUAGACGCGUCUGACUCAGUGGGAACAUCCGGCAGGAGGGGAAGAUGAGAUCGCAGUGGCAUUUCCAAGCAGGAUGGGAACUCCGGGGCGCCGCAGACCGGGUGUGGGGUCAGGGGUGCUGUGUGAAGGCCUGGACAGGAAAGGGGCUAAGUAUGGUGUGGAGGGCGGUGGAAGGGGCAGUUCCAGGGAAGCCGUUCCAGGCUAGACCUCCGGCUGGCUGGGCUGGGCUGGGCUGGGCUGGGAAGGAGAGAGAGGGCAGCUGGGCUAUCUGCCCUGGAAAGAGAAAGGGACAAGUGUGGCCUGGGUUUAGGGAAACUGAGGCCCAGUCUGUUAGGAUGUGGGGAAUGCAGGGGCUUCUGAGCUCACCACGUGGCCUGGGAGUUGGGUCCCUGUAACUACUGAAGAAGGCCUCCUAACACAGAGGGACCACCCCUGCCUGCACAGCCCUCAAGAUCCAAGCCUCAGAGGUCCCCCUGGGAGCGGGGUGGGAGAUGCUGCCAGGUGAGCUGCCUCUCUGGGCAAAGACCAGCCUCAGCUCCAUGGGGGAGAUUUGGGAAGAGUCUUUCCCAAGUAGGGCCCCUUCCUUUCUUGGGGUCAGAGAAAAGGCAGGGGUCCCAGGGGAAGGCAGCAGGUGGGCCAAGUCCAGAGAGUCUGAAAGGACCAGCCCUGGAGAACAAGGCUGGCGGGGGGUGGGGGGCCUGGAGUUCUGGAGUCUGAGAGGGGAAGGCUGUUGGCCAGCUUGGAGCUGGGAUGUCAAAGGCCCUAGAGGAAGACCCAGCUUCCUGUACCAAAGGGCUAGAAACCCAAACAGCUGAGCCUCUCAGGCAUGGCUGUACUUUAAAAACCAGAGAGGACAAUGUUCAGCCUAAAGGAAUGAAUGACUAAUGGUGUUAUUUUAGGUAUGUGGUAUUAUUUGGUGACCUAGGAGGGUGAACUUCUUGAUCCCCUUGAAUUACUUAAACCACACAGGACAGCCGAGGUAUGUUUGGGGAGGGGACUCUCAGACCACGGGGCUGGAUGGGCUCGGCUAUGUCCUGUAGGCCUUUCUCUACUAGAUGGGAGGGACACUGGCCUCCAGUGGCUGCCCAUCUGUCUGCUGGGGCCUGAGCCUCAGGUGACCACAGGGCCUGGGUAGCCAGGGCCUCCUUUGUGGGCCUGGCCCACCAGGGAGAAGCUCUGACGGUGUGUCUGGGGAUGCUGGAACAGGGCAGGGAGAGGUGCUGGGCAGGGCAAGCUGGCCACCAGUGCCCUGGUCCUUGCCCUCCCAGAGUGGAUGGGUGGGGGCGGUGACCGAGGCGUUCCUGGCUGGGAGCCCAGAGGCGUCUUUUGUAAUCACAACAUGAUCUCGUGUGCUGAGCAGUGAAGCCGGCAGGGAGAGGCCGGCAGAGGCCUGGCUCCAGGGCUCCGGCUUGCCUCCUGCCCUGGCUCCCUCGGGGCUGCUCUGGAAUUCUCUCGGUGCCUGCUGCCGCCAUGCACUUGGCUGGACCUCCUGGGGCCGAGUCCCCAUUGAGCAGGCAGGAGGAAAAGGACGCGGAGCUGGACCGGAGGAUAGUUGCCCUGCGCAAGAAGAACCAGGCCUUGCUACGCAGGUACCAGGAGAUCCAGGAAGACCGGCGGCAGGCAGAGCAGGGGGGCAUGGCUGUGAGCACACUGCAGCCCCUCCAACCUGACAGCCUCACUGUCACCAUCAGCCACGUUCCCGGCGAGAAGCGAGUGGUCAGCAGGAACUGGGCAAGGAGCGGCCUCGGGCCCUGUGCAGCCAGUGCGAUGCUCGAGGAGGAGGACGAGGACCAUGCUGCUGCCUUCUGCCUGGGGGAGCGGGUGGAGCUGGCUGUGACCAUGGAAAACAAGGCUGAGGCCAAGAGGAUUGUAAGUGAAAAGCCCACGAGAGCAAGGAACCAGGGGGCAGACGAGUCACCUGGAGGGGCCUUUGGAAGGAGCCCCCCAACACAGAUCGCUGCCAGCUCAGACACUGCACGGAAGGGUGCUCGGGAGCCCCGGGUCCCAGGCCUAGCUCCCUGGCGGCCAGCAGGGGCGCUCCCAGAGGUGGUCUGGGACUAUGACCAGUGGAAGCAGGAGCGGGAGCAGAUCGACCUGGCCCGCCUCGCCCGGCACAGAGACCCACAGGGUGACUGGCGCCGCCCGUGGGACCUGGACAAGGCCAAGCCCAUGCCGAAGGACUCCAGCAACCCCAGGGAAGAGGGCUCAGCCAGGGGGGGCAAGAGGGGUGCCAGGGGCCACCGGAAGCUGCAGCCUCCACCACUGCCCCCUGAUGGGAAAGGUGGUACCACUCGGGGUGGGCAACAUGGCAGACCCUCCAUGGCACCGGCCACAGGAAGCAAAGCCCGGGGGAAGGAACGGCUGACUGGCAGGGCCCGCAGGUGGGAUAUGAAGGAAGACAAGGAGGAGCCAGAGAGUCAGGAGGGAAGCCAAAGCACCAGAAAGACUCCACCUGAGGAGGGACAUGGACAGAAGCAGAGCGGGAUGGAGCCGGCUGGGCUGGAGAAUGUCUCUACCACCAGCCCAGCUCUGGCAUCCCCAGAGGGGCCAACGGGGGAGUCAGGGGCUUUGGCAGCCAAUUUGGCCCCUGGAUCUCCACAACAGACUGACUUGGCUCCCCUUGACCUCUCUCUAGGAGGGACCAGAAGCUCUGGGCCUGAGGAAAGCAUGUGUGUGCUCAGUCCAGGGCCUGGGGCCCAGGAAAACCCCGUGUCCUGGCCAGAUGGUUCAGAGCAGCCUCUGGGAUGGACCGAUCACCAAGCCGAACCAAAAGUCCAGACUCGCUCUGAGCUGCAGAGAGGAGCAGGGCCCCUACAGCUCAGAGAAGAUGGGUCUGGCAAAGUGGGGGCCCAGCAGGGCCUGGCACCGAGAAGCAGACCCCUGAGAGGAACCGGCCAAAGGGCAAGAGGCACAGGAGGUGUGAGGAGCAGGACAGGGGGUCCUGGGCCUGCAGGGAGAUGCUGAGCACAGCUCCUGGCAGCUGGGGAGCCGGGACGGGAGAGGAGGCGGGAAGAGAUCAGUUGAGAGUCUUCUGUGUGAUGAGCAUCUGGCUGCUGGAGGCUUGCCCCAGGCUGGCCGAGCAGUUUGGCAAACUCUCUGGCAGAGCGAUGUGAUGAGGGCAGAGCUGUCUCCUUCCCCGUGUCUCACCCACACUUCCCUGUGCACACGGGUUUUCACAUGCAGGGCUCCAGCCCUGCUGUAUUCCCUUGGUCAGCCCUGUCCUGGCCUACUGCUGCCCAGGCCACAAGGCUACCCCGCCAUGGUGGGGGGACAAGGCUUGGAAGCCCUUGGCACCUUGCUCCUUAUCAUCCCCAGAGGCCUGGGCUCUUGCCCCAGCUACCAGCUUCAGGUUCCUCAGGUUCAGGCAGCCUCAGCAGCUGGCAUGGCCAGUGAAGGCCUGGGCCCUUUCCCACACCCUGCCUUGAACCCAGGUAACUCAUAGACUGUCAGAACCAGGGGAAUCUCAGUAAUCGCCUGCCCAGCCUUCUCCCUUUCCUGAAGAGGGGCUGAGGCCCAUAGAGGGGAAGGCCACACAACUGGCAGGGGCUGAGCUGGAAAUAGAAAAGUAGAAUUAGAUCUUCUCUGGGAAGCGCAUGGUUUCUGGAAAGGCCUCCUCCCUGAACUGGGAUGGUAUGGGGUGGGGGCCUCCUCUCACCACUGGAUGGGAAGAGCUCACCACUAGGAACCCUUGCAGGUCAGACGUCAGUGUACCCAGGGUCACUUCCUGCCCACUCCCACUUCCUCUCCCCCCACCACCUCCCCUAGCCGUGACCAGGCUAAUGCACAGACUCAGACAGGGACUCAGGAGACAGAGAAACAGAGACUCCAUCUAAGUAUGACAACAGGACUUGUCUCUCCCAGUUCGGCUCCAUUCCUGCCCUCCCCUGGGGCCCACGUCUGGUGAAUUAUCCAGACUCCGCACAAGCUGUGGCUUCCUCUCAAUUCAACAAACAUUUCCUGAGCACCCACUACGAGUAAUCUGGCCAGUGGGCGCUGGUGACUUUGCCAACAAGAGGGAGGGAAGAAACCCAGUAAUCCGGCAUAUCCAGGCUGACAGCUGGAGCUGAAUGGCCUUCUUGGCUGAGGUGCCUAGCAGGGGCUGGGGCAGGAUGGUGUCAGGCCCCAAAGGGAAUGGCCCCACUUCUGCUUGGCAAAGGCCGGUGUGCCUCUUUCUUGUGAUGUGUGCUCUUUGCUCUUGAACCCUGGUUUGGAUGCCACAAGUGGUCCCCUCCGUCCCCUCCUUAGUGGCUCUGCAUGGUAGUUCCUCUCUGCUCAGGGUCUUGGGCUCACUUCCUCUCUGAGGGCUUCGGGGAGUAUCUGCAUGAUCCCCAGAAUUUCUCCACUGUUCAAAGUGAGGCCUAACCUGUGGUGUCCCACCGCCUCCAUACAGGAGGCAUAGGGAUCAGGUAUCUCUUCAACAGAUCAGACCAUUGGGGCGCGGGGGCUUCUCAGACUUUAAUGUUCAGAUUAAUGCAAAUUCUAAGUCAGGAAGUCUGGAGUGGGCCUAAGAAUCUGCAUUCCUAAUAGCUGAUGCCUACGCUGCUGGUACCAGACUACACUUUUUGAGUAGUAUAUGGAUAUAUAUAUACACACACACACACACACAUACAUAUAUAUAUACACAUAUAUAUAUAUAUAUAUGGAGGGUUGGGGGGCUAAGACUGACUCUAGGUUCUAAGGGCUGGUGUCUGGAUGUGUGGAGGAUGGGGUGACAGCUGUCCAUGCUGGGUAAGGGUGGGUGGGAAGUGGAGGCUCCUGGGGAAGAUAAUUUAGAGGGCAAUGAGUGGGUGUUGCCACCUUCCCGUGGUGGGGAGUAAGAAAGCUGGUUGGGAAUGGGAUGGGGUGAAGGAGAGGGAUAGAGAUCGCAGGGGUUGAUGGGAGGAAUUUGAGCUCGGGGAACACCCUAUGCAGGUGGGAGGAGGACCCCUGUAAGACAGGCUGGGCCAGGGUGAAAGACUCUAGGCUCAAGUUUUCCUCUUGCCUUCCAGUCACACGUAUGUGGCUUUGGAGGGCGCCACAGGCCCUGAAGCCUGUGACUCCCAAAGGAUGGUGCCGAGGUAGAGCAGAGCCCUUGAAUUUGGAUGUCUCCACGAGCUCUUCUGAUCAAGAAUUUGAAUUACAAGAUCCACACACUGCUCCCAAACCCCCAGUGCUGCCAACUGUAUACAGCUGUGCCUUCUUUAAACACUAGAUGCAUGUCUGCCUAUGGGAUGGGGGAUGUAAAAAUCGGCCGAGCUCUGGUUCAGCCGUCACAACGGGAUUUACAGAGGCGGGAAAGCUGGGCAGAAGGGCUCUGGACAAACAGGGCUUCUCUCCCCGGGGGUAGCAUCCAGAAGGAUGUUGGGAGAAAGGAUGUCCUGCGAGUCGCUAGGGGUUGCAUAGUAUGGAGACUGGGCACAGGGCAUUCUCACUGUAGGAAGAUUGUAGUGCAAGGCAAAUAACACAACUUUCCUCAAUAAAGGGGAGGUCUACCUUGGGGUAAAGGGAGUCAGAGCUAUGGUGCCACCCCUCCUGCUCUCUGAUGGAGCCUGCUAUGGAGUAGACACCCACCCCCACCCCUGGGCAUCAUGAAAGGCUAGCUGUAUCUCUUUCUGGCUCCUUUGUUCAAAGGCUUGGCUGAGUUCUCCUCUGGCUGCCCUUCUCUUCCAUCAACACACAAGACUCAAAGGGGGGCAGCUAGCUCUUCCCUACACAAGGCUAUCAGAAACCCUGGCACAGAGCUGGAGGGACUGAGAGAGGAGAGGACACUAGUAAGGAGGCAGCAGAGAGAUGACAGCUUCACCUGCAGCUGUAAAGUGAGGAGGGCGGAAGAGGCCCACUUUCCUUUGGCAGCAGGGCAAUGCAGGAGGGGGUGUUUUGUGGACAGGCAACAUGGUAGAGUGGAAGCAGCACAGGCUGGAAUCCCAGACUGGGUCUGAAUCCUAGGUCUGCCAUCUGCUAGCUGGGUGACCUUGGUCAAUUUUAACCUCUAUAAGCCUCAGCUUCCUUAUCUGCAAAAUGGAGCUAGUAAUACCUACCUUCAAGGUCGAGAAAAUUAGAGAUAAGAGAAUCCAAAAUGUACCCGGCACACACAGUAGGCAUUCUAUUAACAGUAGCCAGCAUAUAAAGGAUACUCAGUGAAUAAAUGAAGUAGCUAUUUGGUGUGAUCUCUGUCUACUUUGUUUUCUAUCUUCUCUUAGCCUCGCCUUCACUAGGGGGUCGAUAUGCUCUCAGGGAAACAGGGAUGGCUUGUAACGUUAGUCCAGCCCUCCAGGACAGUUAGCUUCUUUUAAUCCCUCUAGGUGGUCAUCUAGUUAUAAGCCUCACAAAGGGAUUCUGCUUUCAUAGGGAGGGUCCCCUGCCCUCAGCCACCAGCUCUAUGACAAGGAUGUCUUCAGCACUUGCCUCUAACUUCACAUACUGGCUCUUAAACAGCUCAGAGCGGUUCCUCUUCUGUCUACAUCAGUAGUGAUCUUAUGAAAUCCCACCACAAUGCUUGAUUCUUCUUUUCCCCAGAAACAAAUCCCCUUAUGGAGUUUGCUCCACGCCUCCCAGAGUUGAGUUUUGUCACCCAAAGGGGCACCAUGACUCUAUUUCCUUAUGGUCAAGGAACGACUGGGAAUCACUGGAAGCAGGGAAAAGUGCCCAGCUAUCUAACAAGGCACAAAUUUAGAGGGUUUAACCACCAAUCAGCUCCAACCCCAACCCUGGCCUCAGGGACAAGAGUAAUAGGAAAAGAUGGCACUAGCCCCCAAAAGAACAAAGGAAAUGGCAAAAAUUCCCAUAUGGUCCUUUUUAUUUUGGGGACUAAGCCAUGGGCUCAAAGGGAAUAAAAGAACCUAACGACACC
This is a messenger RNA of Loxodonta africana (African savanna elephant), 7005 nucleotides long. It is a transcript of the gene CCDC9B, whose product is annotated as coiled-coil domain containing 9B. Bases 1647 to 3140 code for a protein of 497 amino acids. The record is from RefSeq and is a predicted model, not a curated record. NCBI's taxonomy places the organism in Eukaryota, Metazoa, Chordata, Mammalia, Proboscidea, Elephantidae. The transcript is spliced from 11 exons.